Molecule: messenger RNA, 3052 nt
Organism: Bactrocera oleae (olive fruit fly)
Lineage: Eukaryota; Metazoa; Arthropoda; Insecta; Diptera; Tephritidae
Product: ubiquitin-conjugating enzyme E2Q-like protein 1
Source: RefSeq, a predicted model, not a curated record
CAAAAAUAACUCACUUGAUGUCACCCUUGAAGCGACAACAAUGCUUGAAUAGAUUUAACAAUGUUUUAUUUUAUUAAAUUAUUAUUAAUUAUUAAUAUUUAUUUUAUUAAAUGUAAGACCCUUUGUCUAGAUUAUGGAAUAAUAAGUAUAUUAGUCUAUAACCGCAGCAUGACCGAACUCCUGUCAAAGAACAUCGUACCAUCAGUUAUAAAAUAUUUAAUUUCACACUUUAUAAAUAUUGCUUAACAUAUUUAUGUUAAGCGUAUUUGCUUGUUAUCCAUAUUCCGCAUAUUCUUGUUUUCCUUUGUUGACUUUUAUCGGCGAUUUUGCUGAUGCAAUCACAGUUAUCAAACAUACUUCUUUAUCUCUCUGCUUUACCAACGAGUCAACAAUAAAUUCUUAUAAUUUUUGCAUCUGAAGUAUUGUCUGAAUGUAUAUCUAAAUCGGCUAUGUUUUUUUGCAGUAAUUACAAUUCACAAAUUAAACUGAAUAUUAAUUUAUAUAUAAUUUUUAUUCCUAAUUCCAUAGUUAAACGCAUUUGCUAUCUUAUAAAAAAAACCGUUUCAAAAUUUUCUGGAAACGUUAAAAUAUAGAAUUGAAUCAAAAAUUUUUUUUUCUUUUGUGCUGAUUUUCUUUCCAUCCCAGGUGCAAGUACAUUGUGCAACCAUUUGAAGUUCUCACGAUGAACAGAGUUGUUAUAGGUAUAAGACUGAAAGAUUGAAAAAACAGUAGUGCUCAAAUGAGAACGUGCAACCGAACAAGCAAACGAAAACUGCUAGAAAACCACCGAAAAUAAAGAGUAUCAAUUGUGGGCAGCUACACCACCUACUCCGAAGAACGAAAGACUUAAGUUAAAUAACAAUAACAAUAAAUAUAGGCGAGCACAAAAUUGAAAAAUGUCGUCCCGUCUUAAGGAGAAAGUAACCGCGGCUAUACGAAAAUUCAACAAGAGUCGAAGUCGCAGUGGCAGUGGUGAUAAAACGGCAGAGGCUGGCGGUGGCGCAAGUGGGAAUAGCUCUGGAGGAAAUGUCGGCGGCAACGCGACGGCGAAGAAUUCAAACGGUAAUGCCAUAGGCGCAGGUGUUGCAGCUGAAUCGCCGGGUAGACGUCUACGACGACAGGAUAACAGAGUUUCACCGGCUACAAGUAGAAUGGUUAUGUCAGUCAAUGUUCCACAUGCUCCCGAUCACAGUAUUCGGGCACGGCGCCUAAUGAAAGAAUACAAGGAGAUACAAAAAAUGCACAAUAGUAAAAAAGACCCAAUAUUCACGGUGGAACUUAUAAACGACAACCUGUAUGAAUGGUACGCUAGACUUCAUAUCGUCGAUCCAGAUUCGAAAUUAGCGAAAGACAUGGCUGAGAUGAACAUUCCAUUUAUACUCCUGCAUCUUGUAUUUCCCGACAAUUUCCCGUUUGCACCGCCUUUUAUGCGAGUAGUCGAACCGAGAAUUGAAAAAGGGUUCGUCAUGGAGGGUGGAGCGAUUUGCAUGGAACUAUUAACGCCACGUGGUUGGGCCUCAGCGUACACUGUAGAGGCAGUCUUAAUGCAGUUUGCAGCGAGCUUAGUUAAGGGACAGGGACGUAUUGUGCGAAAAACGAAGGGUUCAAAGGAGUUUAGUAGACGAACUGCGGAGGAAGCAUUCCGUUCAUUGGUAAAAACGCACGAAAAAUACGGGUGGGUAACGCCAGCACUCUCCGACGGCUGAAUUGCUAUACACCUGCUAUAAAUAUGAACGUACACAAGUGGUGUUAGAAAUCAAAAACACAAAUGUCAAAAAAGAAUGAAGUUCUGGUCCUUUGCUCUGACCAAAAGUAUGCUCAUAAUGAAGUUUAUUUAUUAGACUUGUAUGUAAACAACAAAAUAGAUAUUAUACGGUGUACAUAAGUAUAUUUAAAAUUUUAUUGAACUCGGUAUUUUCGAUUUUCGUUAAAAAGCUGCCACAAAAAGAUAAUUCGUUUUAAAGUAUGGAAUAGUAUUUGUACUUGUAUUACCAUUACGGUUUGCACAUACUUACAAUAUAUAUGUAUAUAAAACAUAUAGCUUAAUAUAAAUAUGUCUUUCAUGUUUAUUUUUUUUCGCUAAAAAAAAACAAAAAAAAUGGGGAUAGAAUAAGAUUUUUAUAAGACAUCACGUAAAAUAAUAUACAUAAAUAACAAAUUGGUAAAUUUAUCAAUUCGCGAGUUCGCAAGUAAACCAAAAACCAUCCAGCAACAACUUAAAAAUGUAAAUAUUAAAAUCAAAAAUAAAUUAAUUACAAUGUAAACUAAUCGUUUGAAUAUGACUCCAUCUUUGAACUGAAUGCAAAACGUGUAUACAACAUGGUGGCAUUUUAUGUAAAAUAAUAAUUUUAUGGAUAGCAAUGUUAACGGUCACAAAAGUCAAAAUUAUUCAAAUUUUGCUAGUUUUAUUCAAUUAUUAUUUGAUUUAAGAAUAGGCGCACUUUGCAAGGGAAAGCUGCAGAAGUGUUUUACAAAAACUUUACAUAAUACAUAAGAGUUAAAAAUUUUAGUUAAGAUUUGAAUUAAAACACUAUACAUCAAUAUAUAUUAAUUAAGCAAGCUGUGUUAUAGAAUUGGAGAAACCAAUGUUUUGUGAUUUCAUAGAUACUGAAUUUUAUUACCAAAUAAUUACUUUUUUACAAACAUAGUUUAAAUAAUUUAUUUAUGUUGACUCCAAAGACUAUUAGUACGUAAUCACUUAUUAAUUAUAUACACUUUUAAGAAAAUAAUAUACAAUAAGUCUAAAUAUUUAUUGAAGUAUGCAUAAAAUAAUUUUAUUAGAUCUAAAUGCAUCUAAAAUGGGUCUACCAGUUACCGUUAUAGUUUCUUAUUUCUCAGUUUCAAACAGGCAUACAUUUAUAUAUACAUAUAAUCCGACAUACUUUUCUUCCUGAAUUUGGUUGUAAAAUGUAUUGUUCCGAAAAAUUUGCCGUACGAAAACAUUCUUCAGUAUUGUGGGAAUUUUGAGAUGUUUUGCAAUAGAUAUUCAUAUACUACAUAUAUAUGUAAGCAUUCGUAUGUUUAAAAUAAUUUAAUAAACCUCUAUAUGUAA